UAAAUAUAUACCAACCACGUUUCUUAUUUUUUUAAAUAAUAAAAGUACUUUAAUUAUGCCGGAAUUAUCAUAUUAUAAAUUCCUUGAUGUUUCUAAAAAAACGAUUAAACGUAGAUAUAUAGUUACGAAUAGUUAUGUUUGUUUACACUUAUGGACGUGCACGUGCGUAACGUUGUCACUCGAAUUAACACAGUUUCUUUGGAAAAAUGGCUCUGAAAACGAAGAAAAGCUUAGCUGAUAAAAUAAACUCUCUGAUUACUACAACUCCAACGAAUUUUCAAUCAGACGACGAUGCAGAGGACACAAAGGCUAAAGUAGUUGACCCUUAUGAAGAGAGUGACAAUUCAGAGAGCAAUUUCCAGGUAUCAGAAAUACGCAGACGAAACGUCGAUACCUUAGAUCAGGUGGAUAAAAGGUACAUAGGUAGAAAAGUUUCGAGGAAGGAUGUAUAUGUUACUGAUGAUAGUGCUGAUGAUGUAUCAGAAGAUGAAGAAGAAGAAAUGAAUAGUACAGAAGAAGAAGAGGAAGAAGAAGAAAAUGAUAAUAAUGUAGACAGUAAUGAUAGCAAUGACUAUAGCCAAGAUGACCACAAUAAUAAUGAUGAUAGUGAAAGUUACUACUCGGAUGAGGAAUUAAGCAAUGAAAGUUUCAGACAAUCUUCUGAAGAUGGAUCUAAUAUAGAAGACAACAAUCCUGAAAAUAAAAAUUUUAAUACAGAUCAGAGGGCAGGAUUUCAGACGAUAUCGCACACGAAUCUUAAAGCAGAUAUUGACAAAGGCAAUUGCGUUAGAAGUCAGUUGAAACUUUGGGAAAGUUUGUUAGAGAUGAGAAUAAAGCUACAAAAAUGUCUGAUUACUAGCAAUAAAAUGCCCCAACACGACGCACACGAAAUUUUAAAAGAUGUAGAUUAUACGAAGAAAGUGGAGGAGACCAAAAGCAAUUUAAAAUUGCUGUUAAACAACCUGUUGCAGUUGCAAAAUCUUUUCCUAAGGCAGUAUCCAGAAACGAAGAAUUUAUCGGCGCAGAGUAAAAAGAGGAAAGCUGAGGAGAGCAUAGAUAAAGAAGAAAUAAAUGAAGACGAAGACGAGGAAAUUCCAUCGGAUACAGAAGACGAAGAUGAGAAGGAGACAUCGGUUUCGAGAGAAAAUGCAGACGAAAUCUCCAAAAAUGUAUUCAUCAAGAAACUGAGGCUCGAUAAUUACGAGAAAAUAUUAAACGAAAAUCAUAAAUUGUACACAGAGUACAGAAACUCUGUCAUACAAAAGUGGAACGAGAAGACGAGAAUAGCUAGCGGUAAAUUGGACAAGGCUAUGAAUCAAACGACGUUGAAACAAAUAGAAUUCGCGUUAAGCGACAAAGAAAAAUUGCGCAAGAGAACCCAACUGAAACGUUCGGAAUACAAAAUCAUUGGCAAAAUGGAUGCAGCAGAAAAUGAGAACGAUGGCAGAAGAAUUCAAGAGUACGAUUCUGAGAUCUACGACGACGACGAUUUUUAUCAUCAACUACUGAGAGAUUUGAUCGAGUACAGAUCAGCUGAUAUCACCGACCCCAUACAACUUAGCAAACAGUGGAUUCAAUUGCAAAAUAUGAGAAGUAAGAUGAAGAGGAAGAUAGACACGAGAGCUACCAAGGGCAGGAGAAUACGAUACAAUGUACAUAAUAAGUUAGUAAACUUUAUGGCCCCCAUUACGAUAAACGAUACGUGGACAGAUCAUGCUAAAGAUGAAUUGUAUAAUUCUUUGUUUGGCAAAAUUAAAUCGACAAGUGUAGAAGCUGGUCGUUAACAUUGGAACAAUCGAUAAAAUUUCGUUUAGUUUUAUAUGAUUUAAUACACUAUUUUACAGGAUGUGUAUAUGUAAAUUUUGUAAUGAAAAGCGGUUAAUAAAUAUUUAUAGAUACCAUUG
Messenger RNA from Hylaeus volcanicus, 1904 nucleotides. It is a transcript of the gene Aatf, whose product is annotated as protein AATF. NCBI's taxonomy places the organism in Eukaryota, Metazoa, Arthropoda, Insecta, Hymenoptera, Colletidae. The record is from RefSeq and is a predicted model, not a curated record. The transcript has 3 exons. Gene Ontology annotation, cellular component: nucleolus; nucleus. Gene Ontology annotation, biological process: regulation of transcription by RNA polymerase II. The coding region runs from base 207 to 1784 and encodes 525 amino acids.